AUGUGUGGCAUUUUUUGUUCUGUAAGCUUUUCUGUUGAGCAUUUCAGUAAAGAUUUAAAAGAGGAUUUACUGUAUAAUCUUAAACAACGGGGACCCAAUAGUCAUAAACAGUUGUUAAAAUCUGAUGUUAACUACCGGUGUUUAUUUUCUGGUCAUGUUCUUCACUUGAGAGGUGUUUUUACUGCCCAGCCUUUGGAAGAUGAAAGAGGCAAUGUGUUCUUAUGGAAUGGAGAAGUCUUUAGUGGAAUAAAGGUUGAAGCUGAAGAGAAUGAUACUCAAGUUAUGUUUAAUUAUCUUUCCUCUUGUAAGAGUGAAUCUGAUAUUUUGUCGCUCUUCUCAGAAGUCCGAGGUCCUUGGUCUUUUAUAUAUUAUCAAGCAUCUAGUCAUUAUUUAUGGUUUGGUAGGGAUUUCUUUGGUCGCCGUAGCUUGCUUUGGCAUUUUAGUAAUUUGGACAAGAGUUUCUUCCUCUCUUCAGUUGGUGCCCAAACAUCUGGAGUGGCAAAUCAGUGGCAAGAAGUUCCAGCAUCUGGAAUUUUCAGAAUUGAUCUCAAGUCUACUACUGUUUCCAAAUGUGUGAUUUUAAAAUUGUAUCCUUGGAUAUAUAUUUCUAGGGAAAAUGUUACUGAAGAAUGUGUUAAUAGCCUGACUCAGAUUUCGGCAGACUUACCAACAUUUGUAUCAGUGGUAGCAAAUGAAGCCAAACUAUAUCUUAAAAAACCUGUUGUUCCUUUAAAUAUGAUGUUGCCUCAAGCUCCAUUGGAGACUCAUUGCAAUGACAUUUCCGGCGUCCCACCUACAAGAGAGACACUUCGGGUCCUUCUUAAUGAUGGACACAUGAAGGAAGUAAUUCAGCAGUUCAUUGACAUCCUGAGUGUUGCAGUCAAGAGACGUGUCUUGUGUUUACAUAGGGAUGAAAACUUGGCACCAAAUGAAGUUUUGAAAACUUGUGCUAGGAGAGCAAAUGUUGCAAUCCUGUUUUCUGGGGGCAUUGAUUCCAUGGUUAUUGCAACCCUUGCUGACCGUCAUAUUCCUUUAGAUGAACCAAUUGAUCUUCUUAAUGUUGCUUUCAUGACUAAAGAAAAGACUGUAUCAGCUAGCUUUAACAAAAAAAUGAGUAAACAGAAAAAUCAUGGCGAAAUACCUUCUGAAGAAUGCUCUAAAAAUGCUGCUGCUGCUGCUGCUGCUGCUGCUACUGCUAGUCCUGAUAAACAAUUCAAUGUACCAGAUCGAAUCACAGGAAGAGCAGGACUAAAGGAACUACAAGGUAUUAGCCCUUCCCGAAUUUGGAAUUUUGUUGAAAUUAAUGUUUCGCUGGAAGAACUGCAGAAAUUAAGAAGAACUCGAAUAUGUCACUUAGUUCAGCCCAUGGAUACAGUGUUGGAUGAUAGCAUUGGCUGUGCAGUCUGGUUUGCUUCUAGAGGAACUGGUUGGUUGGUGACCCAGGAUGAAGUGAAAUCAUAUCAGAGCAGUGCAAAGGUAGUUCUCACUGGAAUUGGUGCAGAUGAGCAACUUGCAGGUUAUUCUCGUCAUCGUGUCCGCUUUCAGACACAUGGGCUGGAAGGAUUGAAUAAGGAAAUAGUGAUGGAACUGGGUCGAAUUUCUUCUAGAAAUCUUGGUCGUGAUGACAGAGUUAUUGGGGAUCAUGGAAAAGAAGCAAGAUUUCCUUUCCUGGAUGAAAAUGUUGUCUCCUUUCUAAAUUCCCUACCAAUUUGGGAAAAAGCAAACUUGACUUUGCCCCGUGGAGUUGGUGAAAAACUAAUUUUACGCCUUGCAGCUGUGGAACUUGGUCUUACAGCCUCUGCUCUUCUGCCAAAACGGGCCAUGCAAUUUGGAUCCAGAAUUGCAAAGAUGGAAAGUAAUAAUGAAAAGGCAUCUGAUAAAUGCAAAAGGCUUCAAAUUAUUUCCUUAGAAAACUUUUCUACUGAAAAAGACAUUAAAUCAUAAUAUGAUUACACAAUGUAACAAUAUUUACUAAAUGAUAAUUAUGUAUUUAUUGUAUAAUGCAGUGGCUUUAAAAUUCACUAGGUGAACAUGUGGAGGUGCUGGGAGGGUGGUGCAUGCACCCAGAGAGGGCAUGCGUUCCCCCACGCCCACUUACCUUGCCAUAUCCUAGCUGUGCCUGAAUUGUAUUCUUUAAAAUAAACUGGUAGACAUUUGUGUUUUUUUGA
This is a messenger RNA of Cynocephalus volans (Philippine flying lemur), 2168 nucleotides long. It is a transcript of the gene ASNSD1, whose product is annotated as asparagine synthetase domain containing 1. The transcript has 3 exons. Lineage: Eukaryota; Metazoa; Chordata; Mammalia; Dermoptera; Cynocephalidae. Bases 1 to 1944 code for a protein of 647 amino acids. Gene Ontology annotation, molecular function: asparagine synthase (glutamine-hydrolyzing) activity. The record is from RefSeq and is a predicted model, not a curated record.